This is a messenger RNA of Podospora pseudocomata, 955 nucleotides long. RefSeq lists its product as uncharacterized. The transcript has 3 exons. The record is from RefSeq and is a predicted model, not a curated record. The coding region runs from base 1 to 705 and encodes 234 amino acids. Lineage: Eukaryota; Fungi; Ascomycota; Sordariomycetes; Sordariales; Podosporaceae.
AUGUGCUCCUCCUAUCCACUUCUAACCCUCAACCCUCUUGCCGGUUACAGCCUUUCGGCAGCUCUCUAUCCAUCUGCAAUCACCAACCCCCACGGCUUCCGACUUCCAUUCAACCCACACCACCAAACAAGUUCUCGAAGGCAGUUCUGCUGUGUAGCACUUUGUUACUCACUUUCAGCGGCCAACUACACCAUCGUCGAUGUUCAAUGGGACUUACCCAUCCAGCCCGGCAACGCUUCCUCUGACACCAUCUACGUCAACGGAGCAAUCGAGAACGCGAUUAAUGAAAUGGAAUACCUCCAUCUCGGCCAGAACCAAACCUUCGAAAACUACCUACGAGCCCUUGCUCAAGCCAACACCGCUCAAGAUACGGAAGACCCGACGGGGUGGGAAUGCGACAUCGAGGGUGUCGGAUGCCAAACAUGGGUUCCAGAAAAAGGUAUUACUUACCUCCGUGAAGUCGAGGGCACCCCCAAAAAUGGCCCCGGGCCAAACGAGUGUGGGCGUGUUAGCUGCGGGUAUGGGGCUGCUAUUCAUUGGUGCAAUGAGAAUGGCUUUGAGAAAGAAGUCACCUGGGAUGGUAUUGCGGAUGGGGCGGAGGAUUUGAAGGGAUUGUGUGGAACACAUAGGCGUUGGUCAACGGUGAAGGUCAGGGUUGAUUUCAAGGAUAAUUGGAAUGUGGUCGUGGUGGAGAAUGAUUGCUGAAGGGGGCCCAGGGCAAUCUUAAGCCUCGAUGCUGGACUAGGGGUUCACAAGUUGGAGUGGAAAGGUUGCUGCGCUGGAGACAUAUGGGAGUCUCUUGAUUAUAUGUCAGCCUUUUUCACCUCUCUUAUAACAGGCAUACAACAAAACCGUGAAAGUAAAAAGCUCAAGAACUCGGUAUUCCUCAUUUCAUCACCAGGAUGACGCAGCGACGGCCAUCAUCAAGUCUCUACCUACUACCCCUCCAGCCAAG